Molecule: messenger RNA, 3373 nt
Organism: Vanessa atalanta (red admiral)
Lineage: Eukaryota; Metazoa; Arthropoda; Insecta; Lepidoptera; Nymphalidae
Product: limbic system-associated membrane protein-like
Exons: 14
Coding region: 228-1694 (488 amino acids)
Molecular function (GO): protein binding
Source: RefSeq, a predicted model, not a curated record
AUUCGGAACGCUCAGAAAGUAAAGCGUCGGAAAUCGGGAGUUUGAAAGUAGUCUCAGUUCUGUUUGCGAGCGCGGCGGAACAGUCGUGUGACAAUCGCCCGAUAAACGAAAUUCAAGUGCCUGGCGUGGAUUGUGAUGUGCCUUGAGUGAGUGUUAAAAGUGCCUAAUAAAUAUUUAAACUCAUAUUUUUUAAUAAUUUUAAAAGCAGUGAUCUGAGUGCCAAUACGAUGGAGUUGAAGAGGCUGUCUAUAUGUAUGGCGUUGUUUUUGUUGGCGUACAUCGCACAAUGUUCAGAAGCCCGACACUCGAGGGAUCGUCGUGAAGUCGACGAUGUUCACUACGAGGACGUGCUGGCUGAUGAAGCGACUGACGAUGAAGCACAAAACGACGCUGAAGGCAAUGACGCUGAUGAAGAAGAAGAAACAGAUGCCAUUAUAUUGACUCAACCAACUAAUUACAACGCUACACUUGGGAAAGAUAUAAGAUUGGAGUGUAAAGUUUCACCAGCAGACGGUGUCGUUGUACAGUGGACGAGAAAUGAUGGCAAAUUUUUCAUAGGAACGCAGAAGCCAUUGGAUCAAAAUCUCACUUCUUACGGAAUCGAGAAUAGAUUUUCGAUCCCCGCGAAUUCAACUGACCUCUUGAUAAAAGAUGUCAAGAUGUACGACAGCGGCGCUUACAAGUGCGACAUAUUGCAAAUGAACCGUGCGAACAUUGAACACACCUUAGUUAUAUUCGAACCGCCUAAAAUUAUCAGGUUUACGGCAAGCGAUGAUGGUCAAAUCGCGGAAGGGACCGAUUUUCUGCUCACUUGCGAGGUCUCUGGAUCACCCCCUCCGCAAAUUGUUUGGUCAAGAGAUGGUGAAAAUGGGAACAAGCGUCUGGAAGAAAAGGAUGGAGAGUUCACCGUCAACUCCGUCUUUAUCAAGAACGCAAGGCGCGAGCAUUCCGGCAAAUACUACUGUUAUGCUUUCAAUGGAGUUGGUUCGAAUCAAGCUGAGGUCUAUAUCACAGUGAUAGGCAAACCCCGCGUUCAUGUCCAUAAGACUGUUGUGAAUUCCGCCAUCAAUGUCGAAGCUGUUUUGCAAUGCGCUGUGCACGAUGAGCCUACUUCCCACAUCCGUUGGUACAAGGACGGUCAACACAUCAAGGAGUCCUCAACCGAGUUCAGUAUCAGCACAAGGGGCCAACACUCCAACCUCACCGUUACCCCGGAUGACGACCAGGACUUCGGUACGUUCACUUGUGAGGCUGAAAAUGAAUUCGGUUCACACAAUAGAUCUAUCGACCUGGUCCAAAGUCCGGUAGUUGAACAACUUAAAGUUGAGGGACCGAGGCUAUCUUGGACCAUUCACUCACACCAGCCUGUCGAACAGAUUGAGAUUCAACUCAAAGAUAUGUCUGGGGAGGGUGAUUGGAGAACACUGAGUGUGCCAGUACCGCAAGGAAGGAACCAUGAAUAUGAUGUCGUGUAUACACUCGACGACCAACUACAGAGCGGAACGUACGAAGCAACGGUCAAAGUCAAGAACGAAAAAAGCUGGAGCGUACACACGGACAGCGCUUUAGUUGAAAUAGAAGCUCAGCCGGAGUAUAUUCAACACGCUUCAGUGUACCGAGACAGCGCGCAUUCCAUCACGUCCUCAUCUCUCGUCCUCGCCGCGUCGAUCAUGUAUCUCCUCGUGCGAAUGUAAAGUGAUGAAAUAGCUUAAUUAUUUAUUACUAGUAUCAAGUAUAAGACAAGUAUAUACAUUCGCUGUUUUGAUUAUUGUUCAUCAAAUCUGUCGAUGUUCGAACACCGCUUUUCGUAUAAAUGUUGGUGAUUAUAAAUUUUAUCGAAACAAAAAAAAAAAGAAAAGAAAAUCGUCGACAUAUGCAUUUUAACUUUUAACGUAUACUCAUUUUAGAGGCUUUUUGACGUUAAUAUUAAUUAAAAUUAUAUGCUUUUGUUUCGAUAUAGUAUAUGCAAAAAACGAAGUACAAAAUAUUCGAUAUGAAAAGUAACUUUUAAAAGACGUUUAUAACAAAAGCCAAGUUACUUAAAAAACCGCGAUGUUCUGAUUUUUAUUACGUUCAAUAUAAAUAAAUAAAUUAUGUAAUUAAAAUUAUCUAAAUAUCAUUGUAUUUAAUUAUUUUAUUGUAAAUAUUAUACAAUUAUGUUUUAAUUAAAUUAAUGAUUCAUUCGAUUGGUAAGUUUCGUUAAUUAAAAUUGUAUGUCCUUUUUAUUUUAAUGUAAACUUUCUCACAAAUAAAUAAUUUUAGUUUUAAUGUAUUAAAAAUAUAGGUAAUUAUUACCAAAGUGUAUUUAAGUUAAUCACAUUAAGUGUUACAGUUUUAUUUAAAUCGUAAUGAAUUGCUUUUUUUUUAAUGUUCACUCGGCCUCAGAUAAAAAAUAUUCAGCCUAAAAAGAAACGAAAAAUUUUAACAGCUGCCAUUUUUAAAUAUAAUAGUUGUUUAAACUAAUACCAGUUAUAUGUAGUUAUAAAUAAUGUGCCUAAUAUACAAUAGUUCCAGAAGGUGCUCUACCUUAUUAAUGUAAUUGUAAUCUUCCAGUUCACUGUAUUUUAAUGAAAAGACAUUGCGCUAUUAAAAAUCUUAAAAAAAAAGAAAACUUUUCAAGUUUCAAAGUAAUUUUACUUUGACAUCUGUCAAAAUAAAAGUUUUAGAACAGUUAAAAAAAAAUGGUUGACGUUGACAUUUAAAUGAAAGAUUUCUGACAGUUCAAUGACUUACCAGCUAGUCUAUAAUAUUAAAAUCGCUUUUUAAAUGAAUAAGUGAAUAUUUUGUUUAAGAUAUAAUUAAUAAUGUGGCGCUUUUAUAUAAACAUAGGUUUUUACAUUAUAAUAUCUUAUGUAGAAGAGAUUACAUUAAUUAUAUAAUAUAAAAGUACAAUUAACUGUAUAGAGAAACAAGAAUUAACAUGACUUAGUGGUUUUUUCAACAAAAAGUGAUACAUUCUUGUAUUCAUUCAUAAAGCAACGGUAAUUUUUUAAGUUUAUUGCUUUUUAAUAUCGCUAUUGUAAUAAUAUUUACGUAAUGAUUGAUGAACCAUUGAAAUAUUAUAAAAUCCGAUUUAAAAAUUACAAUUUAUACUUAUAUUGCAAAAUUAAUAACAUUUUUUUUUAUAAUUGCCAUAAUCCGAAAGCCCUAUAUUUAAUACCUUUGUUCUUACGUAACAUAAAAAAAAAAAUAUUCCGGUUAUGUUAAUUGUAAUGCAAAUAAUUUGUGAUUAUGUAACUGUACUAAUUAUAUUCACACCGUUGUACAUGUUGUACACAACUAGCUAUUUGUGCCUUCUAUUAGAAAAAACGGAAGGUGAUAUUUUUGAUCUUAAAUAAACGAUUAAUGUUUGUAAAUAAUUAUAUACAAGAAA